AUGGUGACAUCCAACACCAACAUGGACACCGACACCAUGGCCUUUUGCUUUGGCCCGACGAAGAGGGCCGCCUUUGGUACCGCGACAGCCGCCUUUGCGCACUUUGCCCUCGACAACCCCGCCGCCAUCGCCGUGCACGACCUCUCGGCUCAGGUGCCACGACAGGUCACGUACGGCACGCUCGCCCUGCAGGCACAGGCCCUCGCGUGGCACCUCACUAGCAUCGGCGUGAAGCCGGGGCACCGCGUGCCGCUCGUCGUCAAGCGCAGCUGCGAGAUGGUUGUCGGCAUCUGGGCCGUGCUGCUCUGCGGCGCCCAGUACGUCCCGCUCGACGGCGGCGUCGUGCCCGACUCGACGCUCCGCCACGUGCUCAAGCAGAGCGGCGGCAAAGUCGUCGUCUGCAUCUCGUCGACGGAGAAGAGAAUAACCAACCUGUUCCCGCACGCGCUUGCGGUGAAUGUGGAAAAGUGUGUGGCUGCUGGCGGCCUCCCGCUGGCCACGCGCUGGAUGGACUUGGCGACGCCAGCGAGCGGCUGCUACGUCAUUUACACAUCAGGCAAGUCCGUCGGACGCGCGCCGCAGAAUAUUUGUCUUCUAAUAUCGAUUCUAGGAACUACAGGAAAGCCCAAAGGCGUCGAUGUUACGCAUGCCAACGUGGCCAACCUUGUGUGCCAGCAUCCCGGAAGCCUCGGUGUAAGUCCCGGCGUCCGCGUUGGCCAAGUCCUCAACAUUAGCUUCGAUAUGGCGGCCUGGGAAAUUUUCACAUGCCUAUGCAACGGCGGCACUCUCGUCAUCCGCGGGUCCGACUGGGAGCCCACGAUGAGCCAGAUUGAUGUAUUAAUUUGCACACCAAGCAUCCUGUCCAAAUACCCACCUCAGAGAUACCGCAACAUCAGAGUCGCCGCAACGGCCGGCGAGCCCACAACCCAGUCGCUGGCCGAUCUCUGGGCCACGGAAGCCGAGUACUGGAACUGCUGCGGCCCAACCGAGACCACCAUUGUCAACACCAUGAGCAGACACGUCGCAGGCGAGACCAUCAACAUUGGCAAGCCGACGCCGAACAACAACGUGUAUAUUCUCGACGAGGCUAUGCAGCCGGUCGAGCUCGGCCAGACGGGCGUCAUGUGGGCAGGUGGCAGCGGCGUGUCGCGAGGCUAUGUCGGACUCGAGCAAAAGACCACGGAGUCCUACCUACCAGACCCUUUUAUGAAUGACGGUUCACGAAUGUAUCGAACGGGCGACCUCGGCAAAUGGGAUCCCUCUGGCAACAUCCUGAUUCUUGGACGCUGCGACGACCAGGUAAAAAUCAAGGGAUUUCGAGUCGAGCUCGACGGCAUCUCGGCGUCCCUCCUGUCCGCCCCCGGCGUCUCGCACGCCGUCGCCCUGUUCCUCGACGGACAGAUCCACGCCUUUGUCGCGCCGGCGCACCAAGACGAGCAGCACAUCCUCGCGUGCGUCGCCGAGCGGCAGCCCUACUACGCCGUGCCCUCGGCCGUGCACCAGCUGGCCGCCUUUCCCGUCACCGCCAACGGCAAGACGGACAAGAAGGCCCUGCGCAGCCUGUACGAAGACGAAAAGCAGCACAGCAGCAGAAGCCGGUUCGCGUCUGAGAGCGACGACGACCGGGACAGGACGCCGAGCGAAAAGGGAACGCUCGUCGAGACGCGCUCGCUUUCCUCGGCCACGACGGCCUACGACGCGCCGCCGAUGCUCGACGCCGACGUGCCGGACAAGACGCUGCCGCAGCCGUUCCGCGGGCUCGCGUACCGCAUCCUCAUCAUCUACCGCGCGCUCUUCUCGUGCGUGGUGCUCCUCAACGGCGGCGUGCUCGCGGCGCUGCUGCUGCUCCUCGGCGGCGCCGACCGCCAGAAGCACCUUCCGCUGCUCGUCGCCGCCAACCUCACGCUGGCCGUGCUGGUCCGCCAGGACGCCGUCGUCAACGCGCUGUACACGGUGUGCUGCUCAGUGCCCCGCGCCGCGCCGCUCUGGCUGCGCCGCCGCUGCGCCAAGAUUUACCACCUCGGCGGCGUGCACUCGGCGGCGGCCGUCUGCUCGACCGCCUGGCUGCUGGGCAGCACCUUCGCCUCGUCCGUCGCGUACGUGCGCAACGGGGCGGCGGCUCAGGCGCAGGACUCGAUGGCCUCGAUUGUCGUCUCGUGGCUGAUUUGCGCCCUCUGCUGCACCAUGUACCACGACACGUUUGAGAUCUCGCACCGCUUCAUGGGCUGGACGGCGCUGCUCCUCUUUUGGGUCAAGACGGUGCUGCAAGCGCGCUCGGCCGCAGCGGCGACGCCGGGCGGGCAGGACCUCGGCGGCGCGCUCGUCCGCAGCCCCGCGUUCUGGCUGCUCGUCGUGGCGACGGGCAGCAUCGCCUCGUCGUGGCUGUUCCUGCGCAAGGUGCCCGUGGAGACGGUGCCGCUCUCGGACCACGCGGCCGUGCUCUCCUUUACGUACACGGUGCCGGUCAACGGCAGCUUCACGCGCAUCUCGACGCGGCCGCUGCUCGAGUGGCACUCGUUUGCGACGAUCCCGCAGCCGGUGGCGCCGACGGCGCUGGCCAGCCGCCCGGGCUACUCCCUCGUCGUGUCCAACGCGGGCGACUGGACCAAGGCGUGCAUCCGUAGCGCGCCGCGCUCCGUGUGGGUGCGCGGCAUCCCGACCUGCGGCGUCAUGCGCAUCGCCACGCUCUUCAACCGCAUCGUCAUCAUCGGCACCGGCUCCGGCAUCGGCCCGCUCCUGGGCCACAUCCAGAACCCGACCUGCAAGACGCAGCUCAUCUGGUCCACCAAGAGCCCGGAAAAGACGUUUGGCAAGCCCGUCUUGGACUCGAUUUACAACACCAUCCCGGAUGCCGUUAUUCACGACACGGCCACCAAGGGCCGCCCGGACCUCACCAAGAUGGGAUACAACCUGGCCGUGUCGUUUGGCGCAGAGGCGGUCAUUAUUAUUGCUAAUGAGAAGAUUACGAAAAAGGUCGUGUAUGGCCUGGAAACGAGAGGAAUCCCGGCCUAUGGAGCUAUUUGGGACAGCUGA
Cordyceps militaris CM01 is the source of this 3033-nucleotide messenger RNA. RefSeq names its product NRPS-like enzyme, putative. The transcript is spliced from 6 exons. The record is from RefSeq and is a predicted model, not a curated record. The coding region runs from base 1 to 3033 and encodes 1010 amino acids. Lineage: Eukaryota; Fungi; Ascomycota; Sordariomycetes; Hypocreales; Cordycipitaceae.